GCUACUCUCAAGACUAUCCUAAAAACACUUAUUUUGGUGGCGUGAGAUGUGGGGUUAAGUCGGUUCUCAUGUCGGUUACAUUUAGAACCCAAUCCCGCCAUGGAUACUCUGUAAAAUUUUCACCAUACUUUCCCAACAGGCUAGCCUGUUCGUCCUCCCAGUAUUAUGGCAUCGCAGGGUGUGGAACACUGUUUGUAUUAGAGCUGAGACAAGACCAUUUAGUGGUAGUUCGUACAUUUGACUGGAGUGAUGGCUUGUUUGACGUGGCUUGGUCAGAAAACAACGAGAAUGUGCUGGUGACAGCAAGUGGAGAUGGGAGCCUCCUUGUUUGGGAUGUCCUGCAGGAACAGGGUCCACUAAAAGCAUUCAAGGAGCAUACCAAGGAGGUUAAUUCUGUUGACUGGAGUCUGACUCGUGGCGAGAAUCUUGUGGUGACAGGAUCAUGGGAUACGUUGAUCAAAAUCUGGGACUUACAUUCAGCCCAGUCUCUAGUGACCUUCAGAGGUCAUGAUUCCAUCGUCUACUCUGCUGGGUGGUCACCACAUAUACCAGCAUGUUUUGCCUCUGUGUCAGGCGACCAAACCUUGCGAGUGUGGGAUGCUCGUAAACCAAACUUCCCAACUUGUGUUAUACCUGCUCACAGUGGUGAGAUUCUCACGUGUGAUUGGUGCAAAUACGAUCAGAAUGUUCUCUUCACUGGCGGCGUGGAUGGACUGAUACGAGUCUGGGAUGUCAGGAAUACCCGGCAACAAGUGUGUGAACUACGCGGACACCAGUAUGCCAUCAGGAGAAUCAGGACUUCACCGUUCAUGGCGACCAAGCUCAUCUCCUGCUCCUAUGACUUCACAACUCGGAUCUGGGACUACACUCGUCCUGAGGCCCUGGAGGUGAUUGAGCACCACACAGAGUUUGUGUAUGGCCUGGACUUCAACCUGCAUGUUCCUGGACAGAUAGCAGACUGUGGCUGGGAUGAGCUUCUCCAUGUGUUUCAACCCCAGUCCUGUAUCCCAGCACCCUAAGGGUGUCCCAGAAUGCUGGGCUAGUUCACAGUGAGAAUACUUGAAAUUUCAAAAUGUGAAUUGUAUAUUUUGUUUUAUUUAUAAUUAUGAAGGUAAAACCCUGUAACAUUGAUUUUAAUAUUACGUGAACGUGUAUAUUAUGAGUGUGUGCAAAUAUAAAUUAAGUAUAUUGAUACUUUACUGUGAUUGAAUAAAAAUGUAUUUUUUGAUGAAUUGGUGAAUUUGAUGAAUAUUGACUAUAUUCAAGUGUUUGACAAAUAAAUGUAAGAACAGAGUUCCAUUUUAUUUGAUUACCCAGAUCCUGUACUGAACUGUGAACCUUUCCAUGUCCACUCAAAAAUGGUCCCUGUAUCAUAUAACAAUAGAUCCAUAUCCUUACUAUGUCAGUAAAGGAAUAGUCUAUGGACCAUUUUUUAAGUGCAACUCUGGUCCUGCUACCUCAGCCUUUUAUGUCCAUGAUCCCUUAUCUAGUCAUGAAUACAAUUAUUCUUCAUCUGUCAGUUUCAUUGUACAUGUCAGUGGAUUUCACAGGUUUUCCAUUCCAUCAUGCUUUGUCCUUUUAUGCUACAAAUGAGGAGGACAAGUGUGUUUUUCCUCAUAAUGGAUAUCAGAGAAACUUCUGAUGCUGUUUCUGUGCUGUUAGAUGUUUGAAUUUCCACUGAUGGGUAUCCAUAUCAUUGUCAUUUGUCUUGUAUUUGUUCAUGUCAACAUGUGUACUCUUUUAUCAGGUAUCUACAUCAAUCUUUACAGGUCCCUUUUCAUAAAUAAUCAGAAAAAUAAUUAUUAAACAACAAAAGUGAU
This is a messenger RNA of Haliotis rubra (blacklip abalone), 1820 nucleotides long. RefSeq names its product peroxisomal targeting signal 2 receptor-like. Gene Ontology annotation, biological process: protein import into peroxisome matrix. Gene Ontology annotation, cellular component: cytosol; peroxisomal matrix. The transcript has 10 exons. Bases 69 to 1019 code for a protein of 316 amino acids. The record is from RefSeq and is a predicted model, not a curated record. NCBI's taxonomy places the organism in Eukaryota, Metazoa, Mollusca, Gastropoda, Lepetellida, Haliotidae. Gene Ontology annotation, molecular function: protein binding.